AUGUCUGGCCGAGUCACUAGGUCCGCCACACGCCUCCGAUCCACCGCAACCGAGAGCCCAGCUACACACCCCGUUGAACCAGCUACACUUCCUCGUCGCAAAAAGCCUACAGCUUCUGGCCGUUCUGGAUCACCAACUCCUUCCAAACGACCUGCUCCUACUUUGAGGAAAGUCAGUGGAUCGGCUGUAGAACUGCCUACCCUUCCGCCUUUCAUCGAACCCCCCUACGAUCCUGCUCUUAUCCCAGCAGUCUUGACCUUUUCAUUUGAUAAAGCAAAAGAACAUUUAAUAAGGGCUGAUGGAAGAUUUGAGAAAAUAUUCAAAGAGCUGCCAUGCAGGCCUUUUGAGCAUUUGGAGCCUGUCGAUCCAUUUCAAACACUGGUUACUUCCAUCUUAGGCCAACAGAUAUCAUGGCUCGCCGCCAAGUCUAUUCGGCAUCGGUUUCUACGUCUCUUUGACCGUUCGUUGCCCGAAAAAGUAUCACUUAACUAUGACCAGGGAUUAAAAUAUACGUUCCCAUCUCCAGGAAGAAUCGCGAGCGUAGACGAGGGUAUUCUAAGGACCGCGGGGCUGAGUGGACGGAAAGCAGAAUAUGGCAUGGACAAUCACGUGCUAGACCUUGCAAAGCGGUUCGCAGACGGCCGACUAUCAACUCAAAAACUGGCCAAUACAACUGACGAAGAGCUUUUGGAAAUGCUAAUUGCUGUGCGAGGUAUUGGAAAGUGGACUGUGGACAUGUUUGCUAUUUUCUCCCUUCGUCGCCCCGAUAUCCUACCCGUCGGUGACUUGGGGACUCAAAAAGGAUUAUUGAACUGGGUACUUUCGAGCCAUGACCCCGAAAAGCACUCACUUUGCAUCGAUCCUAAGAAACUUCCUAAAACCGAUGACGACGAGCCCGAAAAGCCAAAAGAAGCAAAGGCUGUUGAAUCUGGAGAGGACACAUCAGUUCUUCCGACACCGGCUCAAGCAUCUACAUCAAAGUCCACAGCGGCAGCGCCAGAAGUUUCGAACCCAAAACAAUUCGCCACCAUUCCACUCGUACCGGUCACACCCGUACCACUUCCAGAAGGAGUAACGCUCGAAAUGCUCAAGGCUCGCGCAAACGGGAAAAAGGCCAAAGGGGGAUGUUACCUGUUACCCAACGAGAUGGAAGCUUUGACCGCUAGUUGGAAGCCUUAUCGGUCACUCGGCCGCUCAUUUGUGUUGAAAUACAGUCAAGAUAUGGAAUCAGCCGUCGCUGUGGAACCCAUUACGACUGGAAAUAAAACGAUGGAAAGUGAACCUACAGUGGCAUCACCACGCUCUUCUUCUUCCUCGGUCGUACACGCCCUGAACACGUCCAAGUCCACAACAACAUCUACUACAAGUGUUGAUACUCCCAGAGACGGGGAUUCUCCGAGGCCUAGUACAACACCUAAAGAGACUGAUACUAUUAAAGAUACCGAAGAUGAAUUUCAAGAAUUAUCUCUCGACGAUACCGAGGCCGCAGACCCCCGUUUUUCGACGGUCCCGCUCUAUACACCAAGUGUCAAGUCACGACCCCUUGAUUCACCUGAACAAUCCAAACCAGGCUCCCCCACUGGCAGGCGGCGAUCCACAUCGGUUACCUCUCCUAUACCUGCGGUAGCAGCUCUGAAGCAGUCUCGUCGUAAAACAAUUGCGUCGGUCGGCCAAGAAGAAGCAGACCCUUCGUUGAAACGGGCGAGUGUGGACGGAGCAAGUAAGCUGGUUGAUGGCUUCAAGAAGAUCCAUGAUGACUCGGAAGGAGAUACGGCUGGAGCUGUUGAUUGGGGAUUCUGGGGUGAAGUGGUUGCGAACUAUGAAGAAGUCGCACGAACACGGCCAACUGAACUGGCUCAAGCUAUUGAGAAUGGCAUCCCUGCUAGCUUGAGGGGAAUGAUGUGGCAGCUCAUGUCAGCGAGUAAAGACGCAGCACUUGAAAAAAUUUACUCGGACCUAAUCAAAAAACCUACACCGCACGAAAAAGCAAUCAUGCGCGACCUUGGUCGGACAUUCCCGAACCACGAGUUUUUCACAGACGGCAGUGGGGUGGGACAGGAGAACUUGUUCAAUGUCCUCAAGGCGUAUUCUUUGUAUGAUCCGGAUGUUGGAUAUUGUCAAGGAUUGGCCUUCAUAGUUGCUGCUCUACUCUUGAAUAUGCCUGAUGAAGAAGCUUUCUGCGUUCUUUGUCGGUUGAUGCACUCUUACGACCUUCGCGGGCACUUCCUUCCCGAUAUGCCGGGGCUCCAACUCCGGUUGUACCAAUUUGACAGGCUAGUCGAAGACGUCCUCCCAGUAUUACACAUUCAUUUCGUGAGACAAGGCAUCAAGAGUAGCAUGUAUUGUAGCCAGUGGUUCUUGACUAUGUUUUCAUACCGAUUACCUUUAGACCUUGUAUUCCGAAUCAUGGACACUGUAUUUGCUAAUGGGAUUGAAGCUAUCUUCGGAUUCAGCUUGGUCCUUUUGUACAACAACGAAGAAGCGAUCUUGAAACUGAAGUUUGAUCAGAUACUGGAGUACUUGAAAGGGCCUCUCUUUGAUUCUUACAAGAUCCCAGAAUCAGAGCGCUCCUCUACGUCGUCUUCUGCUCUAGAAUAUAGGGCAGACGAUUUUGUUCAAGACGCAUUCAAGAUUAGCCGGACAUUUACGCCGUUUAUGCUUGACUCGUAUGCGGGCGAGUACCAGGCCAAAGUCAAAGCUGAGAAUGCGCACCAGGAGGAAAUGGAUGCGCUGAGGGCUAUCAACCGGAACCUAAGUCAGCACGUAAAACAACUUGAAGCUUCUCUGGCGCAGAUAAAUACUGAACAUUGCGCUUUGGUGAAACAAUUGGUAAUGAGCAAGUUGGAACAGGAAGAACUAGAGGGAGAGUUGGUUAAAUUCAAGAUUCUCUACGCCGAGCUCAUGCACCAGAAAGAAGACGAUAACCAUCGUGCAUCGAUCCAAAGCAUGAAAGCAGCGCGAGCUAGCACAACAAGUAGCCAGUUGCUCACAAUGACGACAACCCACUUGUAG
Messenger RNA from Rhizoctonia solani, 3012 nucleotides. Its product is annotated as GTPase-activating protein GYP5. The transcript has 21 exons. The record is from RefSeq and is a predicted model, not a curated record. Bases 1 to 3012 code for a protein of 1003 amino acids. Gene Ontology annotation, molecular function: catalytic activity. Lineage: Eukaryota; Fungi; Basidiomycota; Agaricomycetes; Cantharellales; Ceratobasidiaceae. Gene Ontology annotation, biological process: base-excision repair.